AUGUCGCGAGGUCGCCUCAUGGGCCAUCUGAGCGUUCUGCCUGAUCUCUAUUCCAGAAGUCUCUCAACCUCGGCGCUUGCAAAGGUCACAACAGCUGCGUCCGUUGCCGCGUUCGGCCUUGUGGGCAGAGAGACGAAGUCCGUUCGUCAGACCGCAUACGCUAGUUACAGCGAAGCUGUCAUAGCUUUAGCGCACGCCAUGAAUGCUGCUGAAGAGCGCGUAAGAAAUGAAACGCUUCUUGCUUGUGUGCUGAUGGUCGUGGUGGAAAGCAUGAUGGCGCGAGACCGCAGCCCAAAUCAGCAAUGGGCCGCUCAUGUGAGUGGGGCAGGGCAAUUGUUGCGUCAACGAGGUAGGACUGCCAUCAGUCAUGACCCGAUCGCCAGGAGACUGUGGGCAGUGGUACGCGGCUUUCUUUCGAAAAAUUCCGUACGUCACCUCGCCGCCGACGAGACCUUUGCGAUUGACUUGCCGACCAACGGCUUCGAAGACGCCGGACCUCCGCCUCCGGAAGCUCUGCUGGGAGGGCUUACGGUAGCCGUCACGAGUACCAGAGACCGUGGUCUCGCGAUCUUGGAAAGCGGCACAUUUGACAUGCUACCAGCGCUGAUAGGCGAGUGUAGAUACUUUGAUGGAGCGCUCUGCUCAUGGGUGCUGGAGCUGCCAGAAGCAUACCAAUAUGUGUCUAUUCCUUCGGACGAAUCGUCGGUCCCUCCCACAUACGAGCAUCUCUAUUCCGAUUCACACUUGCAGCGACUUUGGAAUUCGUACCGUGUGGCACGUAUCACGGUCAACGCUCUCAUCUAUCGCGCAGCAACGUCACCGACAACGAUUCUGCCUAACGCAUCCGAGCUGGCCGCAACAAGCUUUCAGAACAUGCAGACUUUGGCAACAGAGAUCAUGGACUCCAUACCGAGCAACAUCCUCACACCUGCCUCCCCACGAUCGCAGAUCCAAUUGCCUUCCGCCGAUGUUGCAAGCGAGAUCGCACUCGCUUUCUACUGCCUUUGGCCACUGUACAUAGCUCGAGGCGUUGUUACACUGCCCCCAGCAGCUAAGGCGCGAGGCUUGGUGAUGAUGGCGCAGAUUGUCGACAAGUAUGCAGUUCAGAACGGCCAAGCUCUUGUCGAUGUUGCUACCGUUGACGAUGACAGGCCACUUUGGUGUAGUCCGUGGCAAGAGGAGUGGGUUGAGCGGCUAUGGGAGUGGGCUUUUCUGUAUGGCUGCGGUGCUGUGUGA
Cyphellophora attinorum is the source of this 1236-nucleotide messenger RNA. RefSeq lists its product as uncharacterized. The record is from RefSeq and is a predicted model, not a curated record. Lineage: Eukaryota; Fungi; Ascomycota; Eurotiomycetes; Chaetothyriales; Cyphellophoraceae. The transcript has a single exon. Bases 1 to 1236 code for a protein of 411 amino acids.